Gadus chalcogrammus (walleye pollock) is the source of this 3360-nucleotide messenger RNA. RefSeq names its product CDK2 associated cullin domain 1 (gene cacul1). Gene Ontology annotation, biological process: ubiquitin-dependent protein catabolic process. The record is from RefSeq and is a predicted model, not a curated record. The transcript is spliced from 8 exons. NCBI's taxonomy places the organism in Eukaryota, Metazoa, Chordata, Actinopteri, Gadiformes, Gadidae. Bases 800 to 1831 code for a protein of 343 amino acids. Gene Ontology annotation, molecular function: ubiquitin protein ligase binding.
UACUUUUUAUACGGUCAAGCCUCUUAUUUUUAUACUCUUUAACAUGAGACAUACUCCUGAAAGAGUAGGUGACAUUUUAAAUCUUUAAGAAACUCAAACCAUCUUGUAAUAAGUACAGGGACUAUGGAAUGUCACAGGUUUUUUGCCCUUUUCACUUUUGAUAAAGCAGAAAGGUAAAUUGUUCUAUAAGAUGCGGGAUCCUGCUUCCCGCAAUAUUCAGUAUUGUUACUGGCUCGAUAUUUGAAUAUUUGAACCAGUCUGUUUUAAAUACAUGUCUACAUCAACAUAAUUUUACCUGCCAUUUUAUUUAAAUAUAUAUAUUUUUUGUUUACGGUUCAAGGGAAUACAUUUUGUUCUACAUAUUAGAGCUGUUCAUUAUGUCUAAUUGGGUUUAUUAUGAUUAUUAUAUAAGUAAAAAGCCUCUUUAAACACUGAUUACGCAUUUACUUUCAUAUGCACCUUGCCAUUAUACUUGUAUCCAUCAUUUCCAUUGGAACAUAGUGUUAUCUACCCUAACACACCCACAGACUUUAUUGUAGUUCUUUACAAAUAAACCCUACUGAGAUAUGGGCCAUGGUACAGUUGAGUCAAUAUUUAAAGAACUACAACGCAUACAGAACUACAUCACCCUAUUUGCUCGGUAUAUGCAUUUUUGCGACACGUCGCAAAAUAUUCCGACAGCCACAAAAGGCAACAACACAAGCAAGGUGGAAGGAGAACACAGUUAGCACUUUUUUCUUAGUGUGAUUUCCAAUUUGACGGAAUAUAUGUCAGGUUUAACAUAAGAUUAAUUACAAACAUGGAGUCCAUGGAAGAAGACAGGUUUGAAGUAAGUGAUGAUCAUAAUCACAACUAUUGUGCGCCCGCCGGUGGGGAUGUCCACACAGACAUUAGGAAGAGCCAGCUGACAGAUGUAACGUCAUCGUUCCCUCAGCCUUUACCUUACUUACCUGCCCGUGGAGUGCGAGAAAGACCAGAGAAUAGAGAAAAGAAUCAUCCGAAGGCCACGAACAACUCGCAGUUAAUGGACUCGGACUCCAGCAGCGACGGCAGUGAAGUGUGCGAGUCAGACAUCCCAGCUUCGGCCGCUUCUGGUGCAGACAAAAUGAGCACCAACUCUACCUCAAAGUUUCUUUUAAAUGCUAUGGCGGUAGAUGAUUACCGCAAAAACCACUGGCCAAAUCUUGAGAAGGCCAUCGAUCUGCUGCUGAUUCAAAAGCCAACAGACCACAUCUCCAUCUCGUAUGCACAGAUAUACAGUUACGUCUACAAGUGUGUGUGUCAGCAACAUUCAGAGCUUCUGUACAAGGAUUUGACGCAGAAAAUCAUUUCUCAUCUGAAUCAGGUCUCCUCACGUCUAGAAGUAAGUCGACCAGAGGACUUCAUAGAGAACUUCAACCUGGCCCUGAGCCAAUACACAGCAUCUCUACAAUGCAUCGUUCCAGUAUUCAUGUACAUGAACAAAUUCUACAUCGAGGCAAAGUUAAACAGGGACCUGGGAGAGGAGCUGAUGAAGUGGUUUGCUGACUAUGUUGCAGAAAAACAUGUCAAGACCCUGAUGCCUCUCCUCACCAGAGCCCAUUCCAUGCCCUUCCAAGUCCAACCGUCAACGAUGGCCAACGUGGUUAAGGGACUCUACAGCCUCCGGCCAGAGUGGGCCCAAUUGGCCCCAGCCCUCUUCUCUGGAUUCAUUCCCCAAAUCCACCCCCCCGCCACGGUGUCCCAGCUGCCCCACUACGCCGCCCACGACCAGAAGCUGCAGCUGGAGCUUUCCAUGAACGGCUUCCCACGUGGUGACCAGUCUCGCAAGCGGUCCAGUGAGGACUCCUAACACCGAGAGGCCGAAUCAGUGGCGUCCGAGUUAAAAACACAAUCUGCCCAGUGUGCUCCCGUGUCCAAGACGGGAAACUGACUCAUUGUAGGUACAUACAUGUGUGUCAGCGUUGUGUUGCGUCCAUUUGCCAGGAACCUAAGCCCACAAAGUGACUGUGAACGACACAAAGUAUAGGGGGGUUGCUAUCUUGAACACAAAUAAAAUGUUCACAUACAAACCUUCCGGGAGCGCCUCCAAACGUGAACUCCAUGCAAACUUAGUCAUAUUUAGGAUACACACCAACUGUAGUCGUGUGUCGGGAACUACUGUGCAUGCUGGGGUUGAUUUUGCCCUGCUCUUUUGUUGUUCAUUUGGAGUAGUGCCUUCCAUGUCUGUCUUUGGAAUCAGGUCUCACGACGUAGGGUGACUUGAUGGUAUUUCUCAGUUCAAAUGAACUCUGUUUGAUCUCCGUACGUUUUUUUUCCAUUUAACACCCUGAUAAUGACUCUUAACUGCUGCUAGAAAGAUCGCUACUAAGAAUAUUUUUUCAAAAUACUACUCAAUAUUUUUCAUUCAUAUAAUAGUUUUGUACAAAUUGAAAGUGAUGAUUCUUCCUUUACCGUUCAUAACAACAUUACUGCUAAUGCGGGCUUACAGAAUGGGUCAUAUCAAGCUUAUUCCAUUGAAUUUGAUUGCUGUCGUGUGUGUGUAUAGACCAAUUAUGUUUUGUGACAAAAAUACUGUGGCAAAAAUACAGAAGCUGCACAGUUAGUGACUUUGCAUUGACUGCUGAUAAUUCCACCUCACUAUCUUGGUUAAACCCUUAUCCAGGCAAAUCCCAAAGACUAUCUCACAGUGUGCCAUUAUUACCUUUUCAUAAUGACACUGGCGUUCAUGUGAUGCGCGAGUCUGGUGUUCUCCUGGUCACUGACUGGCUACGCUGUGUAGCCAGUCACAUGUCACUGAGCUGUUUUCAAACUAACAGGAUCUGAUGGCAUGGGCCAGUCUUCUUAUCACGCAGAACUGAGUUGGAAACUAAUUGUAAAAUCAAUUAACCAUUGGCUUUGCUCACCUUGCCGACUGAUCGGUUGGCAUUGAGGGCUGUCCAAUCAGGUGCCAGACAGAUUCGGAAAUUGGCAGAAAUGUAUUCUUACUAUCCAGGUUACCUUUCUGUGUUGCUCCACAAUAAAUGUGUGUGUGUGUGUGUGUCUCUGUGUGCGUGUGUAUAAUUCGACUCUGCUUUUUUGUGCUUGCACAUGCAGUGAUUGUUUAACACGCUAGUAAAGCAUUGUAAAUACUACUCUGUGCAUGGAAGGCAGACAGCAUACCGUAGCUGCUGCUCCAGAUCCAUUUGGCCAGCUUGUUUACAUGUUUACUGUUUUUCGUUUACACUGUUUUAGGUGUAAUUGAUUGGAUGCUCAGGUUGGCUGUAUAUUGUUUGAUUCAUUCUGUGAAAAUUGGAGAUUGGUUCUGACGUUUCUUUGUGUACAGGUUGUUUCACAAAUAAUAAAAAGAAAAAAUAUAAAUGGUCGUUUCUCAUGGGUUGA